This is a messenger RNA of Rosa rugosa (rugosa rose), 909 nucleotides long. RefSeq names its product protein FAR1-RELATED SEQUENCE 5-like. Bases 1 to 909 code for a protein of 302 amino acids. The record is from RefSeq and is a predicted model, not a curated record. NCBI's taxonomy places the organism in Eukaryota, Viridiplantae, Streptophyta, Magnoliopsida, Rosales, Rosaceae. Gene Ontology annotation, biological process: regulation of DNA-templated transcription. The transcript is spliced from 3 exons.
AUGAAAAAGUGUAUAUGGGCAACAUACAGAAUUGAGGAUUUUGAAGAGCAAUGGAAGAAGUUAGUUGAGGAGCAUGAAUUGGAACAAAAUGAAUGGCUACAACAACUUUAUGAAAUUUGUGAAUCUUGGGUUCCAGUAAAUAAUCGCAGAACGUUUUUUGCUGGAAUGAAUACAACAGGGCGUAGUGAAGGCACUAAUGCAUUAUUUGAUGACUUUGUUACAUCAAUGACCAAUCUAAGAGAAUUUGUUGUCAAGUAUGAACAAGCCUUACAUAAGAUUAUUACAAGGGAAAGUAGCGAAGAUUUUACAUCAGAGCAUAAAUAUUGUAUUGUGAAUGAUGAUGACUUUCUUUUGAAACAUGCAGCACAGGUGUAUACUAGAAAUAUAUUUGAAAAAUUCAAGAGCGAAUGGUCUAGAGUCAAAUGGCUCAAAGUUGAAGAAAGGGGUUUCGAUGAUCAAUUUCACAGAUACUCAUUGAUGAAGAAAAAUGAUAACUCAAAAGAGUUUUUGGUGGAGUUGAAUUUACAAACACGUGAGGCCUUGGUAAAGAAUGAUGGUAAAGAACAAUCAGAAGCAUUGAGAUUUAGUCAUAUGAGUCGGACAGCUACUCAACUAGCUUGUUAUGCAGCACCUUCAGAUGAGGCCUACACAAUGUACAUGGAUGGUUUAGAUGAAUUGUGCAAAAAAAAUUCAAAAGUUAAUAAGGUGUCAAAAGAAGAUGCUAUGGAGUCUCAAGAUAAUGUUUUUCGAGAUGAAGCAGAUCAAUGUACGAGUAAGUCCUCCGAGUCAUUGCUUUUGGAUCCAAAUAUCUCAAAAACCAAGGGUAGAAAGAAGGAUGAGAAUAGUAGAAGAAAAAGUAAAAGCUCUAAGAGGAUAAAAGGCGAUCAUAUAGUUUCACUUGAUGUAUAA